Messenger RNA from Aspergillus glaucus CBS 516.65, 1257 nucleotides. RefSeq lists its product as uncharacterized. Gene Ontology annotation, cellular component: cytoplasm. The coding region runs from base 1 to 1257 and encodes 418 amino acids. The record is from RefSeq and is a predicted model, not a curated record. Gene Ontology annotation, molecular function: ATP binding; tryptophan-tRNA ligase activity. The transcript is spliced from 3 exons. Gene Ontology annotation, biological process: tryptophanyl-tRNA aminoacylation. Lineage: Eukaryota; Fungi; Ascomycota; Eurotiomycetes; Eurotiales; Aspergillaceae.
AUGUCGAAUACACCAGGGCUAGACGCUGCUCAGCCCAAAGAUGCCGCCCAAGACAUCAACCCCUGGAGCGUGAGUGGUGCCAUCGUCGACGGAAAGCUCAAGGAGAUCGAUUACAGCCGACUCGUCGAGACAUUUGGAACGCAUUUAAUCUCUCCUGAGCUGCUGGAACGGUUUGAACGAGUGACUGGCCACAGACCGCAUCCAUUUCUACGCAGAGGUCUCGUUUUCAGUCAUCGCGAUCUCGAUUGGAUUCUCAGCCGACAUGAAAAGCGCGAGCCUUUCUUUCUGUAUACAGGUCGCGGACCCAGCAGUGACAGCAUGCAUCUGGGACACAUGGUUCCAUUUACUUUUACCAAGUGGCUCCAGGAUGUGUUCGACGUACCCCUCGUGAUUAUGAUGACCGACGACGAGAAGAUCAUUUUUGGAAAGAAGCCACAUACAUUGGAGGAGAUGCGAGGUUUUACUCGAGGCAACGCAAAGGAUAUUCUGGCAGUGGGAUUCGACCUGAAGAAAACAUUUCUAUUCAGCGACUUUGAUUUUAUGGGCGGUGCCUUUUAUCAGAACGUGGUGCAAAUUUCCCGUCUCAUCACAUACAACACCAGCAAGGCAGUCUUUGGUUUCAAUGACAGUGACAAUAUUGGAAAGUCGCACUAUGUGGCUGUCCAGUCGGCGACUGCUUUCGCGACCACAUUCCCGCACAUCUUCGGACCCAACCAGAAGAAAAACGCGACGAUUCCAUCGCUUAUUCCUUGCGCCAUUGAUCAGGAUCCCUACUUCCGUGUCUGUCGCGAUGUGGCACCUCGUCUGGGGUACUGCAAGCCAGCCCUGAUUCACUCCAAAUUCUUCCCCGCCCUGCAAGGCUCUACAUCCAAGAUGAGCGCCUCGAUCGACUCCAGCGCUAUUUUCAUGAAUGAUACGCCGAAGCAAAUUGAAAAGAAAAUCAAUAAAUAUGCAUUCUCGGGCGGUCGCGACACAGUAGAGGAACAUCGUCAAUUUGGCGGCAACCCAGACGUUGACGUUCCUUUCCAAUAUCUCAGCUUCUUCUCUAACAAUGAUGAGGAGCUCGGGCAAAUCCGCACUAGGUAUAAGAAGGGUGAGAUCCUGACGGGGGAGCUAAAGAAGAAGUGCAUAGCGAAGCUGCAGCAGUUUGUCAAGGACUACCAGGCGCGUCGGGCAACAAUUACUGAUGAGCUUCUUGAUGAGUUUAUGGCCAUUCGGCCUCUUGUUUGGAAACAGGGUCGGACCGAUGAUGCUUGA